This is a messenger RNA of Diatraea saccharalis (sugarcane borer), 504 nucleotides long. Lineage: Eukaryota; Metazoa; Arthropoda; Insecta; Lepidoptera; Crambidae. The record is from the annotation of a GenBank genome assembly.
AUGUGGACUUAUCUCAGCUUAUCUUUAUUGACAUGGAUGACUGUCUGCACUAAUGUCUCCGCCCAGGAAUAUCUGCCACCGAAAAUAGGAGGUGGCGGGGGAAAGAAACCAGCAGUGGCACCGGAGCCUACGUUGCCUGCCAAUUACGACUUUUCGUAUGACGUGCAAGACAACGCGGUAAGCCUGGACUUUGGGCACAACGAGAAGAGAAAGGACGAUCGAGCCACCGGAUCCUACCAUGUAUUACUGCCGGACGGAAGAACACAGUUGGUAGAGUACGAAGCCGGCCCGGACGGAUUCAAGCCACAGGUUAUGUAUAUGGGUACGGCGACGUUCCCCGCGGCGAAUGCUGGUGGCGAUAAAUUCGACGGGUACCAUUACAAUGCUGCAUCUAAUAGACAGAGUGUGAGACAAGCCGCGCCACGGUCGCGUCAGCAAGCGACCGCACCACCACCAGCGCCGGCACCGCCCGUCGUCUACGCCUCGAGUAACGCAACAAAAUAA